Messenger RNA from Zerene cesonia (dogface butterfly), 1216 nucleotides. It is a transcript of the gene Polr1C, whose product is annotated as DNA-directed RNA polymerases I and III subunit RPAC1. Gene Ontology annotation, cellular component: RNA polymerase I complex; RNA polymerase III complex. The coding region runs from base 172 to 1167 and encodes 331 amino acids. Gene Ontology annotation, molecular function: protein dimerization activity; DNA binding. The transcript is spliced from 7 exons. Gene Ontology annotation, biological process: DNA-templated transcription. The record is from RefSeq and is a predicted model, not a curated record. NCBI's taxonomy places the organism in Eukaryota, Metazoa, Arthropoda, Insecta, Lepidoptera, Pieridae.
CAGUUUGAUUUGUUUACAUGAGGCCAUCUUUUACCAUGUGAAUUGUUGUGAAUGUGAUAAUUUUGGGAAAUUAAAUCUCUGCGCUCAAAAUAAACGCUAAAUUGUUAAUAUAAUUUUCUAAUAAUUAAGUUAAAUAUUUCAAAGGGCAAAGUUUAACACAGUUUUAGAAAAAUGCCAAAAUUAGACGAAAAACCUCGAGUAUAUCUUGAGGAAUUUCGAGUUAAGAAUGCACCCAAUGAUUAUGGAAUGGCUGAUGAAAAGUGGAAUUUUAAAAAGUUUACGAAAAACAUGCGUAUAGUUAUCGUAAGAAUGGAUAAUUUAGAAAUGGAAUUUGAUAUAAUUGGUAUACAACCAGCCUUUGCAAAUGCUUUUCGAAGGCUUAUGUUGAGUGAAGUUCCAAGCAUGGCUAUAGAAAAGGUUUUUAUUAGAAAUAAUACAUCAAUUAUUCAAGAUGAAAUUCUUGCUCACAGACUUGGAUUGAUUCCAUUAAAAGCUGAUCCGAGAUUAUUUGAAUACCGCCCAGAAGGGGCUACUGAGGGCACCGAGUUUGAUACAUUAGAGUUUUCAUUGAAGGUAAAGUGCACUACCAAUAAAUCACAAACAAAAGAGUCAUUUAAGCCUGAAGAUAUAUAUGAAAAUCAUAGUGUAUACUCAUCUCAAAUCAAAUGGCAUCCCAUUAGCAAUCAAGCAUCGGUGCACAAGGAUGGCGAUAUAGGUCCUGUUCAUGGUGAUAUUUUAAUAUCAAAAAUGAGACCUGGUCAUGAAUUAGACUUAAGUCUGAUAGCUGUCAAGGGCAUUGGAAAAGAUCAUGCUAAGUUUUCUCCUGUUGCUACAGCAACAUACAGACUAUUACCAGAAAUAACAUUAAGACGGGAGGUAAAUGGUAGCGAAGCCACUUUAUUACAAAGUUGCUUUUCACCAGGAGUUAUUAGUAUUGACUCAAAUGGAUGUGCCUAUGUAAAGGAUGCACGCUAUGACAGCUGCAGUAGAAAUGUUUACAGAUAUGACAAUAUAAAAGAUUCAGUCAUAUUAAGCAGAAUAAGGGACCAUUUUAUUUUUAAUGUUGAAUCAGUUGGUGCAAUGCCUCCACAGGCAAUCUUUAUUGAAGCAGUUAAAAUUUUGAGAGACAAGUGUAAAACAAUAUUGGAUGAGCUGAACACAUUUUAAGCUUUAUUAAAUAAAACCUGGAUAAUAAAACAAAUUAAUUGAAUUAUCU